This is a messenger RNA of Ochlerotatus camptorhynchus, 1193 nucleotides long. RefSeq names its product RAD51 recombinase homolog spn-A (gene spn-A). NCBI's taxonomy places the organism in Eukaryota, Metazoa, Arthropoda, Insecta, Diptera, Culicidae. Gene Ontology annotation, molecular function: double-stranded DNA binding; ATP-dependent DNA damage sensor activity; ATP binding. Gene Ontology annotation, biological process: DNA recombinase assembly; DNA strand invasion; mitotic recombination. The record is from RefSeq and is a predicted model, not a curated record. Gene Ontology annotation, cellular component: condensed nuclear chromosome. The coding region runs from base 39 to 1064 and encodes 341 amino acids. The transcript is spliced from 3 exons.
CUGAAAUUUUAAGAGUGGCCAACGAGAAAGCCUCCAACAUGGCUCAGCAGAUGGAGAAGAACGCAUCCUCAGCAGUCACUGCCGAUCAGGAAGAGGACGACUGUGGACCGUUGUUGAUCGGAAAGUUGGAGGGAAAUGGAAUUACUUCGGGUGAUCUCAAAAAGCUCGCGGAAGUCGGUUUCCACACGGUGGAAGCAGUUGCAUUCGCACCGAUCAAGCACCUGGUAGCGAUCAAAGGCAUAUCGGAAGCCAAAGCAGAGAAGAUCCUUCUGGAAGCAACUAAGCUGGUUCCGAUGGGAUUCACCACUGCCACUGAGUACCACCAGAAGCGAUCGGAGAUCAUACAGCUGACUACGGGCUCAAAGGAAUUGGAUAAGCUACUUGGAGGAGGAAUCGAAACCGGAAGCAUCACGGAAUUGUUUGGAGAAUUUCGUACUGGCAAAACUCAAAUCUGCCACACACUGGCAGUCACAUGCCAGCUUCCGGUAAGUCAGAACGGUGGUGAAGGUAAAUGUUUGUACAUUGACACAGAAGGAACAUUCCGCCCGGAACGAUUGCUGGCCGUUGCCGAACGAUACAAACUAGUCGGCACGGACGUCCUGGACAAUGUCGUCUAUGCUCGCGCUUUCAACUCGGACCAUCAAAUGAAACUUCUAGUUCAAGCGUCGGCGAUGAUGGUCGAAUCUCGUUACGCUCUGCUAAUCGUGGACAGUGCGACAGCUCUCUUUCGAACCGACUACAGCGGUCGUGGCGAGUUAAACGCCCGGCAAGUUCAGCUGGGUAAGUUCCUGAGAAUGUUGCUUCGAUUGGCGGAUGAAUUUGGGGUGGCGGUCGUCAUUACGAACCAGGUGGUGGCACAGGUUGAUGCGGCGGCUAUGUUCACACCGGAUCCGAAGAAACCUAUCGGCGGUCACAUUUUGGCUCAUGCUUCGACGACGCGGCUUUACCUGAGGAAGGGACGGGGUGAGACCAGAAUUUGUAAGAUCUAUGACUCGCCGUGCUUGCCGGAGAGUGAGGCCAUGUACGCGAUUAAUGCGGACGGAAUUGGCGACGUGAAGGAGUGAUCUCGGAGUGUGUGUGGUAUGAUGGGGGAACAUGUGAAUUUGCAUUUUUGCGUACGGGUUUGUGGCGAUACAUUUACUACCUGUUUUAUUUAUGCGUUGACUGAUGGAUUAAAUUGUUCAUUGAAUUUA